AUGGGUGAAGAAAACGAACAUAAAGAGAAAGAGCACAAGCACCAUCACAUUGGAGGGUUUGUAGCAAGCGUUGCUGGUGGUGUAGGUGGUGCACAAGUUGGUAGCGCACUCGGACUAGGAGGUGCAGGUGACAUUGCUUCCUCGGUUGCUGGGAGUAUGGGAGCUCAGAGAUUGCAGCAAAAGGCUUCUAGUCACCGUAAUGCUAAGAAAGAGGAAGGUAAAUAG
Molecule: messenger RNA, 225 nt
Organism: Dujonia railenensis
Lineage: Eukaryota; Fungi; Ascomycota; Pichiomycetes; Serinales; Debaryomycetaceae
Source: the annotation of a GenBank genome assembly